Molecule: messenger RNA, 1476 nt
Organism: Charadrius vociferus (killdeer)
Lineage: Eukaryota; Metazoa; Chordata; Aves; Charadriiformes; Charadriidae
Gene: TBX4
Product: T-box 4
Exons: 8
Coding region: 1-1476 (491 amino acids)
Biological process (GO): angiogenesis; regulation of transcription by RNA polymerase II; cell fate specification
Cellular component (GO): nucleus
Molecular function (GO): RNA polymerase II cis-regulatory region sequence-specific DNA binding; DNA-binding transcription factor activity, RNA polymerase II-specific
Source: RefSeq, a predicted model, not a curated record
AUGGCGACAAUAGAAAAUAUCAAAGUCUAUCUCCAUGAGAAGGAGCUAUGGAAGAAAUUUCAUGAAGCUGGCACGGAAAUGAUAAUAACCAAAGCAGGCAGGAGGAUGUUUCCUAGUUACAAGGUUAAAGUGACCGGAAUGAACCCCAAGACCAAGUACAUCCUGUUGAUUGACAUCGUCCCGGCAGAUGACCACCGGUAUAAAUUCUGUGACAAUAAAUGGAUGGUGGCCGGGAAGGCAGAGCCGGCCAUGCCGGGGCGGCUGUACGUGCACCCCGACUCACCCGCCACGGGAGCGCACUGGAUGCGGCAGCUGGUGUCCUUCCAGAAGCUAAAACUCACCAACAACCACCUGGAUCCCUUUGGACAUAUCAUUCUUAAUUCAAUGCAUAAAUACCAACCGCGGCUGCAUAUUGUGAAGGCGGAUGAGAACAACGCUUUCGGGUCGAAGAACACAGCCUUCUGCACCCACGUUUUUCCGGAGACGUCCUUUAUAUCGGUGACCUCCUACCAGAAUCACAAGAUAACCCAGCUGAAAAUUGAAAACAACCCCUUUGCCAAGGGAUUCAGGGGGAGCGACGACAGUGACCUGCGCGUGGCACGACUGCAAAGCAAAGAAUAUCCAGUAAUUUCCAAAAGCAUCAUGAGGCAGAGGUUGGUGUCCAGUCAUGGCCAGCUUUCAGCAAAGCCAGAUGUUAACCCUCUUCAUGGGAAUCACCAGACCCUUCAACAUUAUCAGUAUGAGAACGGUGCUCACAUGCAAUUUGCAGCUUCAGAUACUCAAGACCUGCCACUCAACACCUUCACAGCACAGAGGGAUUCAGGGCUCUUCUAUCAUUGCCUAAAAAGAAGAGAAAGUGCUCGGCACCUGGACCUGCCCUGCAAGCGCUCCUACCUGGAAGCUUCCUCUUCUGUAGGAGACGAUCACUAUUUCCGUUCCCCGCCUCCCUACGAUCAGCAGAUGUUAAGCCCUUCCUAUUGCAGCGAGGUGACUCCGCGGGAAGCCUGCAUGUACUCUGGUUCUGGGGCUGAAAUUGCUGGUGUCUCAACGGUUGAUGACUUGCCACCACCACCUCCCCCCUUGAGCUGCAAUAUGUGGACUUCCGUCGCACCUUACACCAGCUACAGCGUUCAGACAAUGGAAACUGUCCCUUACCAGCCUUUCCCUGCUCAUUUUACUGCCACCACCAUGAUGCCGCGGCUCCCGUCCAUCACGGGCCAAGGCUCGCAGCCACCAGGUAACAGCCACUUCAGUGUCUACAACCAGCUGUCCCAGUCUCAGGUUCGGGAGCGCGUUCCUUCUUCGUCUUUCCCAAGGGAAAGGGUGCACCCGUCUGUGUGCGAGAGAAAACCCCCCUCUCCGCACCUAAACGCGGCGAACGAAUUCCUGUACUCACAAAGCUUUUCCUUGUCGAGGGAGUCGUCGCUGCAGUAUCAUUCAGGGAUGGGGACUGUGGAGAACUGGACUGACGGAUGA